This is a messenger RNA of Aquila chrysaetos chrysaetos, 1760 nucleotides long. RefSeq names its product BRICHOS domain containing 5 (gene BRICD5). The coding region runs from base 279 to 959 and encodes 226 amino acids. The transcript has 6 exons. The record is from RefSeq and is a predicted model, not a curated record. Gene Ontology annotation, biological process: regulation of cell population proliferation. NCBI's taxonomy places the organism in Eukaryota, Metazoa, Chordata, Aves, Accipitriformes, Accipitridae.
CGGUUUUAUGCACUGACAGCAUCGCUCGGCAGCCCUGGGUUUUACCCCCCUUUCCCUUCUCCUCUCCCCCGGUGGCAGCUCUACGGUUUCACCCUCCCUGUAGAUCUGAGUCGAGGAACUCCUGGCUGGGAAGCCCUUUGGCCGCGACGGACACGUAUUUACGUUUCGCGGAUGCACGCUUAGGUUUCCCAGGCGUGCCUGGAGUUGGGGAUGAUGCACAGUCUGUGUGUUGUCAGGAGGCAGAGCUGCAGGAGCGAGCUCCUCAUCUGAAGUGGAGGAUGGAGGGUAGGACUGGCACCGGCGAUGCUGUCUCUGCAGACAGGAGGGCCGCAGCACACUUCACAGCUCCAUCCAGGACGUUCUGGAUCGUCUUGUCCGUUGCCUUGUUUUUUGCAGUAGUUGGCAUCAGCGUCGUGGGGGUUCUCAGCUUCUCCCCCAGCCCUGCCCAGGCUGGCUCGCAGCUCCUCCGGCUAACGCUCCAGGGCCAGCAAGACCCCCUGAGGAAUCAGACAGCCUUGGUGGACAAGUCCAGGAGCACCGUGACCUACUACGUAACCUCGCAGAGUAACCACACCACCGUGGUGCUGUAUGACAGCAGGAACGGCUACGUGUGCUACAAGCCCAUGGAGCAGCGUACGUGCUACCUGCGGAGGAUGGACGCCUGGGACGUCCAGACCCUACAGACAUCUCUCAACGCGUCUGAGCAGAGAGCUGAUCAGCUGCUACGUCAGAAUAACGAGACCGAGUACUACCUGGAGUUCCUGGGCAUUCUGGCGGGGGAACAGGUGGACCCCAAAAGCCUGGGGGAAGCUGUCCAGACCCUGUGCGAACAGACAUCCAUCUUCUGGGUCAGGAGAGGGGAAGGUCCGGGGAAGCAGCGGCUGAUCUACCUUUGCAUUGACAUCUGUUUUCCAAGCAACAUUUGUGUGUCUAUCUGCUUCUAUUACCUCCCUGAGUAAGUCCUGCAGCUGUGGAUGCCCUCUUGCUGCUCUAAAUACUUGAACUGGAUUCCUGAAAAGCCUCUGAUUUCAACAAGGAAGGUAAUAUCUACAAUAUCCCCCAAAAGCUUCCUGCUGAUUUCAUGCUGCAGUUCAGGAGAGUUUAGAAAAAUAACAGGACUCUGCUCAGCACUGUCAGUACAGACAUUUUAUUUGCAGCUGUGCUCCAGGGCUGCAUCUUGUACGUAGGUAUUAGGAGAUCCAGGCCUAGAGGAACCACGUGGAAUAGCUAGUGUUUUAUGGCUACAUGCCCUGUUCAACAUGAGGUUAUUAAAUUUUUGGGGGGUGGUUGGCUUUAUAAGAGUGCAGCUCUCCAAGCAAGUCUGUGAAAUACACUUUGAAUAAAGGGAUUGCAAAACAAGAAAACAGCUGCCUUUCCUGUCUUUGCUCAGCCUCUUCGAUCAUUUAGAAAGGCUGAUUUAUUUUUUUUUUCCACUCUGCGGUACAAGAACAUCCCAAAGCUGUCAGCAGCUGAUGCCACAAGGAUUCCUCCAGCUGAACUGUACCCAGCUCCCCUCUGUGGGACCGUGGCUCCCCCUCCCAUUCCCUUUUGUCCACGCGGCCUCCCUUAGAGGCCACACACGUUUCAGUAAUGAUCUGCUCGGAGCUGAAGCCUGGUCUCGCUCCAAGCAGAUGCAGUUGCUUCUGCAAGAGACCGAGUCCUCUCCGUCAGAGGAGGGGAUGGUUACAAGUGUGUGUCUCGGGCUCCAGGGAGGGUGCUUGCCACUGUAAGACAAGGGAAAACAAGCAGAGGUCCUUUCC